Messenger RNA from Suillus clintonianus, 2388 nucleotides. RefSeq lists its product as uncharacterized. Bases 1 to 2388 code for a protein of 795 amino acids. The record is from RefSeq and is a predicted model, not a curated record. The transcript has 8 exons. Lineage: Eukaryota; Fungi; Basidiomycota; Agaricomycetes; Boletales; Suillaceae.
AUGCCUGCUCAACGUGCCGCUACCACUCCGACUCGUCGUACUCGUGCGUCUAACGCAACUGCGCAUCCAGGUGCCAUCCUCUUACAGGCAAAAAAACCCCGACGCACGACAGAAGAAGUUGCAGCUGCCCGAGAAGAAAAGGCGGCAAAGGUAGCAGCACAAGCAGCUGCUGCUGAGGCAGGUGCUAAGCGUGUGGCCGGUAUAGAGCUGGAGAUGGAAGCGAAACAGACGAAUGUGCUGACGAGGAAGGUCAAGGGAGUCCGCCCUCGUCCGACGCCUUACAAAGGCAAGAAGGCUGCAAAGGACAGCCCAGAUAUUGCAGCAGCCUGUGGUGGAGGUGAUGAUGAAGUCGGAACCAAUCAAGGGUUGGGAGUACUCACUCAGAAGGCUGAUGUGCCAAUGGAUAUCGACAACGACGCUGUCGAUCAAGACUCACACACUAAGAGUGGUACGAUCAAGAAGAAGGUUAUCAAAGCUUCGAUGAAGGAUGCUGUCAAUCAAGCGCGUAAUGAAAUCAAGCGGAACACUGCUGAUUGCGGAGAUAAGGCAGCACGUGUGGAUAAGAAAGGCAAUGUACUUGAUGCGAAACAGCCUGAAUUGGCUCUCACCAACAAAGUGAAGAACUGGGCUUCAGGCGUCAAGACGCCCAUCAAAUCUCAGCACGCGAGUCACGCAACUCAUACUUCGGCAUCACCUCCCCCGUCAACAAUUUUUUCUCGCCUUACAGGCUCUUCCAUUACCUCUCACAGCACAACUCUGACUGAUGCUUCUAAACGUCCUCCUCAAUGUAUUGGUGCAGCUGAGGAUGCGCUCACUGGAGGUUUUGCCGACGAUGAGGAUGAAGAUGACGAAUUAGAACGCCUGGCUGCGCAUGGGAUAACUGCCAAGGAAGGGAGGUCAGCUGCAGCGAUGACGGUUACUCUCACAGUCGAUGACUCCGAUGACGAGUCAGGGAUUCCAGCAGAGUUCCGUGCUCCAUUCACCCAGUUGUCGCCAUUAGGUCCGACCAGGGUUGCCGACACCAGCAACGUCCUCAAAAGGAAGGCUUCUGAAGUCCUCGAUCUUAUCUCUGGCAGUGAAAUUGAUGAGUUUUCGGACGACGAAAUCAACAAUACAAUGGACAUCGACCUACCGGACGAGAUCGAUCAGAAGCAUGAAGCGGAGCCCGAGAAGCCCAAAGUGAAGCUAGAGAAGCCUUCCCGCACUACGACUUCGACAACGGUCAUGACCACAGACGUCAAACCUUUGCCAACUAAAAAGGUGAAAGUGGAACCAUCUUCGACAUCUAUCAGUGAUGCUCCCGCCCCCAAGGAACAGAAAUCUGUCAAUGUCGACACACCGCACAACGAGCUGAAGCCCCGAGCGCAAUACCGAAGCUGCGACCUCCCUGAACAAGUGCAAGCAGACAACCGCUGGGCCAAAAAGUUCCUUCCGACGAUGAUAUUGUGGGCUGGCAGCCAAGAAUCCCUCUGGACAAUCCCAGAUGUGACUCUGCUCACACACAUUCAAAUCAUUUUUCAGGCAAUCUACCCAGACUUGAAACUUACCAUUGUUCUGAAUGGUGCCGUUUUUUCGCUCACUGUUCAACGUCUUUCUGAGUGGCGGAGCAACUUUGGCUCUACAGCCAUUGUGCUUAUCUACGAUUUUCUGAUGAGCAACAGCGACUGCGACCCAGAGGUUCUUGCAGGGCUCCUUUUGAAGAAUUAUGCCUUCAUCUUUGAGGAUAUGGACAAGCGUGACCCCGACGGUGCAUUCCACUCUGUAUUCAUCCUGCAGCUCCUUGGAAAGGCUCACCUCAAUGUCGUCGACGGUCACGCUAAUAUUCCCGCAUUGAAAACCAAAGACCUCGCAUCGAAAGGGAUGGCCGGUGUUAUUGGAUUUUGCGCUACAGCACUUGAGCGCGCCGUCACAUUAAUUUCGGACGGUGAUAUCAAAGUCGAGGAUAUCUUAGCGUCGACCACAUCUCGCGGCAAGGUGGUCAUCAAGCUGCCCAAAGUACUCAACAAGCUCACUGGCAAGGAGACCAGCGCUCCGUAUAUGUUUUCGCGUGAUCUCUGGCAUAAAGCGAACACUGGGUACAUGAAGAGCAUCAAGAAGAAGAGCAAGGACUUCGUUGAAACUACAGUAGAGAUGGCGCGGUCAGCUUUGAACGAAAGCACCGCUGCGGAUGCAGCCAUUUCGCACAGCUCUGAUGAUGACCAGCCAUCCGCUGCCCCAUGGGCCUUCACGAAUCAGCACCAUCCUCAACCUGCUAUCAUUGUUCAUAUGCUCCUCUGGUACCAUUUUCUACUGCUCUCCGACUACUACACGCAUAAGCUACCAUUGAUUUUCGCUGUUUUAUCUUCCCUUAGUGAUCCACUUAAUUGCUUUCGCGUCGUGCUUUUCUGA